CAACGCAAAUGAUGAUGGAACUGAUAUAAACAAUAGUAUUAUAACUAUUGUAAAUGAUAGUGCCAGAACAUCUGAAAUUGAUCAUUCAGAGCAUCCUCUAAUAACUAAAAUAUCAUCACAGAUUACUCUAGUAGAAACUGAUACCGAAAUUACAGAAUAA
Molecule: messenger RNA, 160 nt
Organism: Dentiscutata heterogama
Lineage: Eukaryota; Fungi; Glomeromycota; Glomeromycetes; Diversisporales; Gigasporaceae
Source: the annotation of a GenBank genome assembly